AUGAGUGUGACAGGCUUGACAACACCGAGCAAUUCGAUCCUUAUCGUUGGAGGAGGUCUAGCAGGCUUAUCAGCAGCCCAUGAAGCAUACCUUCGAGGAGCUAAUGUGGUGCUUUUCGAUAAACAAGGUUUUCUUAGUGGAAACAGCGGUAAAGCAACUUCCGGGAUUAAUGGGGCACUUACACGCACACAAGUGAAAUCAUCAAUUCAAGAUUCGGUAGAGCAGUUCUAUAAUGACACUUUGAAGACUGCGAAGGACAGAGCAAAUCCAGCUUUGAUCAAAGUUUUGACUUACCAGAGUGCUGAUGCUGUCCAUUGGCUUCAGGAAAUCUUCAAUCUAGACCUUUCAGUUGUCUCCAGAUUAGGGGGACAUUCACAGCCCAGAACCCAUCGAGGAAAGGAUGCCAAGUUCCCAGGCAUGGCUAUCACAUAUAGGCUUCUAGAAUCCUUGGAGAACUUGGCAGAAGAACAACCCGAAAGGGUUGCAAUUUUCAAGAACACACAAAUCAUUGAUCUCUUGAUCGAUGAAAAAAAUCCCUCUCGAGUGCUUGGUGUAAAGUAUAAGAAUCUAAAAUCUAAGGAGAAGGGGUAUCUUCAUGGUCCCGUAAUAUUAGCCACAGGAGGCUAUGCAGCGGACUUUACAAAAAACUCCUUGUUGCGUAAGUAUCGACCGGAUAUCAUCGAUCUUCCAUCUACUAAUGGCAAUCAUGCCACUGGUGACGGCCAGAAAAUUGUGAUGAAACACAAGGGUAUUGGCAUUGACAUGGAAAAAGUACAGGUACACCCCACCGGCCUUAUCGACUUUAAUGAUUUGGAUGUAAUCGAAGGCCGCUCCCAACCUCGAUACUUGUUUCUCGGUGCUGAAGCUUUACGUGGAGAGGGUGGAAUAAUCUUGAACAGGAAUGGUGAAAGAUUUUGUGAUGAACUAGGUACUCGUGAUUAUGUCAGUGCUGAGAUGGAAGCACAGAUCAGGGAAGGGAAGGGGCCUUUGAGGCUUGUGUUGAACGAUCAAAGUGAUAAUGCUCUAUCAUUUCACAUCAAGCACUACAAGCAACGGUCCCUUAUGCGCUCUAUAUCUGGGAAAGAGUUAGCGGCAGAAUUGGGAGUUUCCAUAGAACAGCUACUGGAAACCUUGGAGGUAUACAAUAGAGCAGCAAGAGGAGAACUGGAAGAUCCGUUUGGAAAAAAGUUCUUCCCUGCGACACCCUUUACCAUGUCAAAUGACGCAGUCUAUCAUGUUUCCUUUGUGACACGGGUAUUGCACUUCACAAUGGGUGGGAUCAAGAUCAAUGAUAAGACCGAGGUUAUAUACAACGGCGAUUCGGAAAUUCCGUUUGAUGGGUUAUACGCCGCAGGAGAGAUAGCAGGAGGUGUUCACGGCCACAAUCGUUUGGGUGGGUCUUCUUUGCUUGCGUGUGUAGUCUACGGAAGGUUGGCUGCGAAUCGGGCGUCCAGUCUAUUGUUGACGAGACUAGCAUCGGCCGCUCCGGAUGAAAAGACGAACAAUGCCACCGAGAGAUUGCAGCAGUUGAGCUUACAUAUCGAUCCAUAUAAGAAGCAUAUCGUUAUUGACCUUGGUGGUGAAAAAGAUAGUUCUAUGGAUCUUGGUGUUGGGAAAGCUCAAGUCGCGAAGCCUGGGGCUACGAAUUCUGAGAUAGCACCCAGUAUACUGGCGAAGUCUACCAAAGAUAAAGGGGGCAGCUCAGUCUUCCAAGUGCCCGAUAAAGAAUUUACAGCUGAAGAAAUUGCUAAACACAACUCCGAGACAGAUUGUUGGGUUAUAGUGAAGAAUGUCGUUUUAGAUUUAACUGAAUUCUUAGACGAUCAUCCGGGGGGUCGCGAUUCUAUCAUCACAUUUGCAGGGAAGGACGCGACGGAAAGUUUUGAUAUGUUGCAUGAGGAUGACGUGAUACGAAGAUACGCCCCUCGCUGUGUUUUGGGCAGAUUGAAAGGAAAGGCCCCAGAAUUAGAGUUAAAGAAAUAA
Candidozyma haemuli is the source of this 1983-nucleotide messenger RNA. RefSeq names its product fumarate reductase (gene OSM2). The record is from RefSeq and is a predicted model, not a curated record. Gene Ontology annotation, molecular function: FMN binding; heme binding; oxidoreductase activity. The transcript has a single exon. The coding region runs from base 1 to 1983 and encodes 660 amino acids. Lineage: Eukaryota; Fungi; Ascomycota; Pichiomycetes; Serinales; Metschnikowiaceae.